AUGGUGAUUGUUUAUUUUGUUACAAUUUUAGAGAAAUCACUGGAGGACUGGAGGAGUGGAGGACUGGAGGAGUGGAGGACUGGAGGACUGGAGGAGUGGAGGACUGGAGGAGUGGAGGACUGGAGGGACUGGAGGAGUGGAGGACUGGAGGAGUGGAGGACUGGAGGACUGGAGGACUGGAGACUGGAGGACUGGAGGACUGGAGGAGUGGAGGAGUGGAGGACUGGAGGAGUGGAGGACUGGAGGACUGGAGGAGUGGAGAGGACUGGAGGAGUGGAGGACUGGAGAAGUGGAGGACUGGAGGAGUGGAGGACUGGAGGAGUGGAGGACUGGAGGAGUGGAGGACUGGAGGACUGGAGGAGUGGAGGAUAUGUUUUGUACAAUUCCUCUAUAAGUCGUACAUGCCGAAGGACUGUGCAAAAUCUUCUGGGCAGAACCUAA
Messenger RNA from Biomphalaria glabrata, 441 nucleotides. RefSeq lists its product as uncharacterized. NCBI's taxonomy places the organism in Eukaryota, Metazoa, Mollusca, Gastropoda, Planorbidae. Bases 1 to 441 code for a protein of 146 amino acids. The transcript has a single exon. The record is from RefSeq and is a predicted model, not a curated record.